CUCUCCAAGUAACAUUACACUGUAGUGCAUUAGUGUCAUACAAUUUAAAUUAUUUUAAAAAAAACCAAAUUACCCAAUCGAAAAUUAAUUAUUUUAAAAAAUAGAUAAAUAAACAAUUAAAAAAAAAAAAAAAUGUGUACUAAGCUCAAGUGUCGGAUUCGCGAGUGGAUCAAAUGAGGGAGCGUGUGUGACACGCGGUCGAGCGAGUGAUCCGUGACGUCAGUGGUCCAAUCGGUUGUCACCUGUCACCCACUAGUACCAGAUCGUCUCUCGCCUUACGUCUCCCCCACCUUCAAAUACUAGUAUUUCUCUCUCCCUUUCUUCCUCCCUCCACCUCCUCUACCACUGCCUCCAGCUUCACUCCCACCCACCCCCAGCUUCUCUUCUGGCUCUUUCUACUGUCAUACAGAGGUCGAAACUCUGGCGCCUUGUGACUUACCACCCCUUGAUAAAACUCCCAUUCCUCAGCUAUAGAGGUGGCUAGCCCUUUAUAAUCUUCUUUCGUCUCUCUCGCUCAUACUAAAACAAAUACCAUCAGUUACUCCGACUCUUUCCCUUCUUCCUCUUCUUUUCACCCCCAGCGGCAGUAUCUAGUAUCUAGUAUCUGGUAUCCAGCAUCCAACAAUGAGUAUCCCAGUAAAGUAUCCCCGGUAAACCUCUCGCUGGUCGGUAGCUCAUGGAUCUCUCCCUGCCCUCCCAUCACCCUGAUAACCCUCUCGCCCGUUUCAUCCCGUGGCUCGCGACCGCAGACACAAAAACAAUAACAAAUCGAUUUCUGGAGGGCGGUUUGGGGAAGGGGUCAACCACGGUGGCUGGGACACUGUGAGCUGUGAGCUGUAAGCCACUCUAGACUACGGUACAGGGCAGCUGGAAUAGACGGGCGAAUAAGAGAGCAAAGUUGGAUUGGGGGUAGUCAAGAGAUAAUAAAAAGAGACAAAGACUUGAGAGUAAGAACACCAAUAAUUCUACAGGGUGGUACUGCUAUUGCUAUUGCUAUUUCUGGUGUAUCCACUUAUAAUCUCUUUGUCUCUUUAUUUCUCUCUCUAUGAGCAUGUACAUUUUAUGCUAAAGUAUGCAACUACGCGAGACACGAGUCGCCAGCCGAUCUCCGACGGAAUCAUCCACUGGACUAGCGUUCAUUGUUGUCUUUGCGGUUGUAUUUAUAAUACUGGUUCUUGUUGUUGUACUAGAUAUUGUCGGACUGAGAACCGGUGUUAUGAUCGAGACAAUACCAAUCAAUACCACCGAGGCUGGAUCACACGCGCUAUUCGGUAGCGAGAUCGAUAAGAUAUUUCUACGGACGCAGACGUGAUCCUUUACGCUACGAUGGACUAUGGGAUUUGGGGUCUUCAUGCCGCGAGUAGACUCUGGGGUGACCCGCGACUCGCUCGGCACCCGAUCAUACCACCAGGUGCACCUCAACUUUUGUCCCGCGCAGUUCUUACUCUAAGUGCACUGCAACAGCAGCAGCAAUUAAGCGCCGCGAUGGCCACCGAAGCUGAAGGCUCCUGUCAGGCGAUAGAACUCACUGCCAAGUCUUCCAGCAGCGAUGGAGCCAGAAGUGAAACCAGCACGCCGUUUGAUAGAAAAAAAUCUGAAGACAACGAAAGCAACAUCGAAAAAGACGAUGAUGACUACGAUGAGAAUACUGGAAUUAAUGACAACGAAGAUCCUGGUGAUGAGAGCGACACUGGUAGCACUAAUAGCUCUCAUCCUUCAGGAAAUAAUAAUUUACCAAACAAUUUACUGGAUCCUAUGUCAUGUUUUGGCUUUGACAAGGAUGAAACAGUGACUCCGAUGUUAAAUGGCUGGGUCUUGGGAGCCUACACAGCCAUGCUAGGAAGAUUAUCUGCGGCAACAGCAGCCUUGGAAGCUAUUGAAGUUCCUUCGAUGCCUUCUGGAAGUGAAUCUGAAAGUGAUGAGUCUUCAUACACUGAAAAAUCUAGAGAUAACAGUCCGGUUGCGGGAGCAUACAGAGGGUAUCCAUGCGGAUCGUGCGACGUGGUGGCCUCGACGAGACCGGCUUUGAAAAAGCACCUGCUGGACUGCCAUCCGGCCUCGUCAUCAGGAUCCGAGGCCAGCAGCACGAGAACGUGUCCGUCCGCGGGCUGCGACUUUACGAGCAAGUCGAGGUGCGAAAUGGAAACUCACGUUGCGGGUCACGUCCAGGGAAUGACUUCGACGGGAAAAAAAAGGUCUCUAGCUCUUCAGCGCGUCAGGUAUAGGUACGAGAGAGAGGAAUACAGAUGCUCGCUGUGUUCGUAUGCCUGCACUAUUGAGAAAGCGUUUCAACGACACUUGCGUGCUCAUGCGAGAGGAUCCGCACCAGAGACCAGAGUCAGCUGCGCUGUUUGCGGUGCCGACAGGUCCUCGGAGGUCGAUUUGAGUCGACAUAUGAGGAGGCAUCGGGAUGAUAGAUAUUUCUGUUGCGAUAUUUGUGUUUUUCGGACGGUUCAAUUGAAAAAAUUGAUACAGCACCGACGAAUGCACACAGGAGAAAAACCCCAUUUGUGUCCCCACUGUGCGUACAGAAGUGCACGUCGCGAUAAUUUACGCAGCCACGUACGCCGAGUCCACAAGAAAGAAAAUCUUUAUUGUGACACCUUCAGUCCACGUGGGAUGUUGAUGAACCCCAGCUUGACACCGACAAACAACGAGGAUCUACCAGCAUCGACAAACCUUAAAACUCCGGCCUCACCUGCACCGUCCAAUUCAGAAUCGACGAACUAACGAAUGCGCCGCUCGAUCGCGAGUUAAUAACUCGUACGAGCCAACCGUAAUUACUAAUUAUUUAUUAACUUACUUAAGUAUUUAAAUAUUAAGGUAUUGAAACGUCCUAAAUACGUCAAUAGGUCCAGGUUUUAAAUAAAACCCAGAGAUGGAUCGAUAAGUCAUAGUCGUAAUGACGGUAAUUUAAUUACUAAUGUAUAAUAUUUAUAUUAAUAAUGAUAAUAAUAAUAUUGCAGUUUAUUUAAACGUUACUGUACGUCAAGUAAGCUCAUCAACGUCUGUUUGAAAGUGUUGAAAGGUACUGUGGAGUUAUUAUAUAAAUUCCUCUGAUAGAUAGUUAAUUAAUUAAUCAAUUAUUUAGAAGUUAUUGUAGGUAUUAUUGCAUGUCCUUGUCACGUACUAUCGACUUCCUGGUUAUUGAAUUUUUUAAAAUAAUUCUAUUGGGUUUUUAAUUAAGAGAAAUUGGUCAUCACGAAAAUUUAUUUAAUUAUUUAUGAAAAAAUUGAGAAAGUGCAGAAGGUAACUUUGGUUUUAAUUAUUGCAUUCCCUGAUUAAACAACUGAAUUCGACCGAAUUAAAAAUUUUAAUUCUGUUAUAUUCUGUCGAAUUCUGCAAAACAGAAUUUAACUGAAUUGAAAAUUUGAAUUUGAAUUAAACAGAAUAAAACCGAUUUAAACAUUUCAAAUUCGUUUUAAUUCAGUUCAAUUCGGAUUCAAAACCAGAAAUUGGAGAAUUUUUUUCGUUUUAAUUUGGACAAAUUCUGUUUUUCCUGCCGAAUUAGACAGAAUUCAUUUUUAAGUUAGGUACCGAAUUAACAGAAUUUAUCUGAAUUAAAUAGAAUUAAAAAUUUAAUUCUGUUUAAUUCGAUCGAAUUCAGUUGUUUAAUCAGGGUUGAAAUUGAAAAUUGUAAGAGUUGAAGUUUUUAUGUUAGUAAUUUUUUUGAAAAAAAUUUUCAAUAGUUUUUGGUCAAAGGUAACAGAGAAAAAUUGAACUUAUGAAGAAAAAAAUAUGAUCCCGUUUAUUUUGGGCUGAAAAAAAUCUUAAGUGAAUUUUUUCAAAUUUUUUUUGGCGGAUAGUUUAAAGUUAUUUGGGUUCGUAGUAAAUUUGAAAAUGAUGAAUUUUUUGGAAAACGAGAAAAAUUUUUCAUUCAUAAAUUUUAGAAAAAAUAAAAAAAAUUUUAUGAUAUGACCCAUAGUAAAAACUGCUUUUGCAUAGUAGCAGAAUUUUUAAAUUUAAGUUUUCAAAUAAAUUUUAAUUACUUCGCUUUUUAUUAAAAGUAAAUUUUUAAAAUAAAUUGACUGUAAGAUUUUAAAAAUGAAUAUUUGAUUGCUUAAAUGAAUUUUUUUUUACGACGAGAUGAUAAUUUGAACCAGAGUUACAGAAUUCGGAAGCUCAUAAAUAAUAAAUUAAAAAUUUUUUGAUGACAGUAAGAAUAAUAAAAUCCGUAAUUAUAAAGUGAGAUUUAGUAAAUAUUGUAUGGUGCUAGAUGUCUCAUUAGACUGGCGGUUAGAAAGACUGAAAGAGUCCAAGGCCUGAAUAAAAUAAUUGGCCAACGUGAUAGAAAAAUGACUACAUGGCAACUAAGACUGUUCUGUUGUGCCAGUCAGAAUCCUCAGCUAAUUGCAUAAGAAUAAGACUAAAUUAAUAAAUUACUUACUUAUUUUACUUAUAUUAUUAUUUAAAUCGUAAAUUUAAAAUUUGUGAUUGGCAAUUCAAAGACUGAUGAUAUUCAGAGGAUUCUGUCUUUAGGGAUCGGUGCUACGUGUUUAAUUAUUUACUUUAAUAUGUAAUUUAUUUUUAAAUUUAUUAAUUGAAGGCACUUGAAAAAAAUUCACUGUAAAAAAUUAGCGGAGUAAAUGCGGAGCAGAUGACUAUUUAUUUAUUUAAUUUCCUCAGAGUGAAAUUUACUCCAAAGGGGAGUUCAUUUUAAUUUUAAAACUCUGAAUCGAGUGAAUGUAGAUUGGAAUAAAUUUCAAAUUAUUACGAAAUCACUCGGUUGAAAAAAUAAACUCCCAAUUUACUCCGCUUGCGGAGUGAUUUUUUUAAAACUCCAGAACUUGAAGAGGAACCGGAAGUGAAUUUGAAUUGAAAUAAAAUCCGUAAUCACUCCGAAUUUAUUACAGUGUAGUGCUGGUUAUGUCGCCUAUUUGUCUUAAAAACUAUAAAUAAUCUGUAAUAUAUUUAUACUUUUUUUCCUUUUUUGAUAUACAUUGUAUUUAAAUUGAUACUUUAUAUUUAUAAAUGAAUUUUAAAAUAAUUAAUUAAUAUGUGAUGGUAAUAAUUAACAUGCAUACAAAUUAGUGGCAUGUUAAUUUAUCGAGUUUAGUCAACAAUUUUUAUACAAUCAUUUACAAUGCGUACUGACAAAAAUAUAAUAAACAUUUUUGUCCGCAUUAUAUUUAUAUAUAUUAUAAAUAUUAUAAUAGUAAAUACUAAGUCAUACGUAUGUUUAAAUGAUGUUCAUUAAAAAAUGUAUUUAUUUUUUAUUUUGAAAGUUUAGUGAUGCUAUUGAAUGAGUACUUGCUUCAAUUGGUUUCAAAAUCUAAGUUGGGGGGGGGGAGGUUAAAUUUGAAAUUUAAUGAAAUAUCGACUGCGCAUCUGUCGAUAUUUGGAAUUUGAAAAAUAAUUCAUUUUAUUUAAUAAAUAUAGAGAUUUGAAAUUUUCUGAAGGAAAUUUUUUGAAUAGUGCGAGAGGCAAAAUGGGCCGCCAAAAUGGCGAUUUUUUAAAUUACUCAUUAUUAUUAGUUGCCAUUUAAUUAUUUUUUAUUAAUAUACUCCGAUUUAAAAAAAUAAUUUAAUUAUUGAGGAAAAAAUUUUGAGUCGCCUCUUUUACCCCUUUCUAAAUUUUGUUUUACAGAAUUUCAAGUGGUCUAUUACUCAUUUUUUUAAAUAGAACUCUAUUGAGACCGAAAAAAAAUUAUUCAAUAGCUGAUUAAUUAAGAAUUUGAAAUUUAUAUUUAAUUACUGGAGGUAUAUAUUUGUUUAAUAGCAUUCUAUAUUUAAUUUACUUUAAUUUUACCAUAAACUAAAGAAAUUUGUCAAUUUUACGCGCCAAUAUUUAAAAAUAAAAUUUUAAAACGUUUUUAGUAUUAAAAAAAAAACUAAAUUACACUUCACAAAAAUUUGAAUUAAAUUAAUUGUUAUUAAAAAAAAAUAUGUCUUUUAACUGUUGAAUUUUUGCUUAGAUAAUAAGUGUCCUGAUGUAUACCAAACACUAUACAUGAUAUAUUCUAUAUUAAUGUUUCUUAGACUAAGAUAUGAUAAUAAUUAAAACAAAAUAAACAAAAAAAAAGCUCGAGUGUUUAAAUAAAUUAAAUACAGUGCCAAUUUUUUUUGAAUACUUGAGUAAAACUGCACUCGAGCGACUCAUGACUUCUCGAUACUUUUUGAAAGCAGACGAUUGAGUUCUCAAUAAAAAAAAAUUUUAAAUGGAUAAAGUAUCGAUAAGUCGCGAAUGAACUUCUUAUAAAUUAAAUACAAUCUAAAUGUGAUAAUAUAUUUGCUAUUAAAAUCUUAUAUUAUAUUAUAUUAUAUUAUAUUAUUAUAUAUAUUAAUGAACGCAUUUAUUACAGAUAUUGAAAGUCGUUAAAAGAAAUUUAAGUAUACAGUUAAUUAACGAUAUAAGAUAAAUGAACAGAGCCUCUAUUAUUUAAAAUAAAUAAAUUUUAUUAAAUUUAUUUUUAAAAUACAAGACGUACAAAUUUUAAAAUUUACUUUUAUUAUUAUUUAUUAUUUAAUUAGCUCUGUUCAUUCUUCGUCCGUACAGUUUAACGUUAAACUAAAUCUAAUCUACUCAUAUAUAUAUAUUAUAUAUAUAUAAUAAAAAAUAUUUAUUUCAAUAAAUGAAUAUUAAUUAAGAAUAUGUACUUAUAAACUAAAGUAAUUGUAAAUGUAUGUGGGUCAGAUAUGAAUUUAUAUACAGAAAAAAAAAUAUUUCUUGGUUCAAAAAAUUGUUUCUCGUCCCAAGAAAAUUUUUCUGUUUAGUUCAUGAUGCAAAAAAUUUCUUGAGUCAAGUAAAAAUUUUUUGUGUCAAGAAAUUCUUUUUUUUGUGUAUUAGGAGAGACCGGGGCCGGUCUCCCUAAGCCGCUAAUUAUUUUUUAGCUUUUGAAUACCGGGGACAAAUUUUUUUGAUUUAUCUCGAAUGAAUUCAUCAUAAUUUUCCCAUAAUUUGAGAAAACAAAAAUUUUUUAGUGGCUCGACGGACCUCCUCCAAAAAAUGAUAAAAAUUUUCUUGUGGCUUUUCUCCAUACUAUCAUUUUCUUAAAUUUUUUUAGGGGCUCUGCCGUACCCCGGUCUCCUCAAUAUUAUAACGAUAAUUGUCUUCCUUCAAUUAAUUGUCAUAAUUAAUUUUGAAAAAUUUUAUUGCACUUUUAAUUAAAAAAGUUCAUGCACAUGAAAUUAUUUAUUUAUUAUAUUUAUUGUAAUUUAUAUUCAAAUAGUAUAUAUAUAUGUAUAUUUAUAUAUAUAUAUAAAUUAUUCAGUGGAUCGUUAUCGCAGAAUAUGCGACUGCAUGUAUGCUUCCAAAUAUGUAUACGAAAAAAGAACAAAACCGUCUUAAAAAAAAAAAGUAAUAAUAAUAAUAAUUAUUAUAAUGUCUAAUUGUGAUUUAUAUCAAUUACUCUCUUUGUUAAAUUUUUUUUAAUUAAUUUAUUAUGAUAUUAAGAUAUUUAAUUAAUUAUGAUAUUUAUCAAGUUGAGUAAUUGAUGAUAGUGUAAUUGAUGAUUUGUA
Molecule: messenger RNA, 7457 nt
Organism: Microplitis mediator
Lineage: Eukaryota; Metazoa; Arthropoda; Insecta; Hymenoptera; Braconidae
Product: zinc finger protein 250-like
Exons: 7
Coding region: 1327-2730 (467 amino acids)
Biological process (GO): regulation of transcription by RNA polymerase II
Cellular component (GO): chromosome
Molecular function (GO): chromatin insulator sequence binding
Source: RefSeq, a predicted model, not a curated record